CAGGGCGACGAGGAGGGAGGAGACGUCACUACGUAGGGACCCACUCACUCACUCUGUUAGUUGGUGUAUGAACCAAGUUUCCUGCGCCUCGGCCAUCAGCGUCUUCUCUUGAGAUGAACGGACAGAGUUUAUGUGGGGAUAGGAAGCCGUGAUUGCGGGCUCGGGUGGGGGCGAAGACCCGGUCCGACCCGCAGCUGGAGCUGAAUAUGGGUCAAACUGCUGUGUCUGCCGUGUCUCAGUCAGCGAGCGUUGAUGGCCUGGAGAAAUCAUCUGUGACCAGUUGUGACGUGGUGGUGGACAACGCCUCCAAUACCCAGAAUGCCCAUGGGUCGCGACCGCAGCGAGGCAAGCUGUCGACGUUGGGAAAGCUGUUCAAACCAUGGAAGUGGAGGAAGAAGAAAACCAGCGACAAGUUCCAGGAUCUCUCCAAAGUUCUAGAGAGGAAAAUCUCCACCAGACAAACAAGGGAGGAGCUCAUCAGGAAAGGGGUCCUUAUUCCUGAACAAGAUGAACCGAUCAGUAGUGAAAAUCUGAACGGCCAUGCGUCAUCCAGUUUGACUCCAGAGGAAGUCAAAGUGGACAUUGAGUCUCCUAAAGCCCUUGUUGAGGAACCUACCACUGAGGAUAAAACAGAGAGGUGCGUUACUAAACCCCCUUCCCGGACAAACCAGGUGCGACCUCGAGAUGCUCCAGCUAAAAAACAGCAAAGUACCGCUGUGCCCAUUGCUUCCAGAGCUGCUGGUGGCACCACCAACACCACCACCACCACUGCAACAAGACACAAAGAAGGUGCCCCAGGAGCUAAAAAGACAGCUAAAACCACAGGCAAGAACGGCACAACCACGCUGGAUAAAGCUAACCCACGGCACACUAACACCAUAAGUCGAGGGGUUGCUAAAUCAUCAAAUCCAAAGAAGACAGGAGGCGCAAGUAAAGUCACCACCACCACCUCCACUCCUCGUUCUCGGUUGUCCAAGGAUGUUUCGCCCCGGUCUGAAGGGACAUCUGCGAAGCCCAGCAGGAAAUCAGAUGCCCCAGCUUCUUCAUCUGAACCUCAGAAAGCCUCCACAGAGACUCCUAAUCAGCCUGGGGAGUUAAAAUCAACCCCACCUUCCGCAGACAACAAGCCUCCUUCAUGCAAAACCUCUGGAAGCAAGGCAGGUGGUCUUCAGGCUGCUUGUAAACCUGAUCUAGAGCCUAAAUCAGCUCUAAAUGACAUUGCUUCAAGCAAAGAGACUCACAAGGUUGUUGCUCCUGAAACCACAGACCAGUCCUCUCAUAUCAACCAGACUACAGAGGACACCUCCUUCACAGGAAGAGAGAAAGACAGAAGCAGCUCACAGGUGGAGAAACGUGAACGGACAGAAGGGGAGGAAGAAGAUGUGAAAAAGCAAGGAGAAACCGAUUGUGGUAAAGACAACAGCUCAAGGUCAGCAGAGGGCGACUCAGACAAGCAGCCGCGCCUGAGUGUGAAAACGGAUCAGGCUCAGGUGACGGUGAUCCCCGAUAGGCCCAGAGACAGCCAGGCUAGUGAUUCUGAUUCGGAUGGACCAAUUCUCUACCGGGGCGAUGAUGACGAAGAGGAUGACGAAGAUGAAUACACAAACAACUCUCUGGCCAGCAAGAUCCGCCGACGAGACACCCUGAACAUUAAGCUGGGCAACCGACCCAGCAAGGAAGAGCUGGAGGCGAAAAACAUUUUGCCAAGAAGCUCAUUGACGGAGAGACACGAGCUCCGCCAGCAGAUAGGCUCCAAAUUAGUCAGACGCCUGAGCCAAAGGCCCACCACAGAGGAGCUGGAGCAGAGAAACAUCCUCAAACAAAAAAAUGAAGCUGAGGAAAAAGAAGCCAAGCAAGAGAUUAAAAGGAGACUCACCAGAAAGCUGAGCGUGAGACCUACAGUGGCAGAGCUCAUUGCUCGGAGGAUUCUGCGGUUUAACGAGUAUGUGGAGGUGACAGACGCUAAAGAUUAUGAUCGCCGGGCUGACAAACCAUGGACACGGCUUACUCCUGCUGACAAGGCUGCUAUACGUAAGGAGCUGAAUGAGUUUAAGAGCCGAGAGAUGGAGGUUCAUGAGGACAGCAAACAGUUUACAAGGUUCCAUCGACCAUAAGCGCUCCCACAGCUCUCAGUUCUCUCCCCAUCGUCUACAUCCACACCUCAGUUCUCUUUGAACCCUGUUGACCUCUUUGAAACGGACAUUUUGGCCUAUCAAAGCAGGGAAAGCCUAGUUUUCAUUUAUAAAAUAAACCAUCUAAAUUUAGAUGAGCCAGGGUGUUCUUGGUCAGAGGAUAGUGGGAUGUGUAUAAAAACUGUACUUUCAUCACUCAACUUGGCUUCUCCUGCUUAAGCAUUCAAAAAGUCAUCUGUGAAAAAGGAUCUGUUGCUCCUGGUGAUGUUUGUCUUUCAUGACAGCUACAGGUGUGUCUCAAGGCCUGGGCCAUGUUGAGGCACCUAUGAAAUAUUUGCACAUAUCUAUAGUGAGAACAGUGCUGUGUAUAGCUAGCUAAAUAGGACCUCUUAUUUAUUGUAGAGUAUCUGAACCAUUGGGUAUUUUUAUUGGUUUUUUUUUUGUUGACUUCAGGUCUUGUAAUGAGCAACGUUGCCUUUGUAACAGACUGUGGCUCCAGAGUGGUGGGCUUGUUCAGUUGCUCAGUUAUGCCAUAAUCUUACAAAUGCCCAUACAUGGGCAUCCUCCUGGAAGAGGAAAUAGUGAUGAUUGGGGGGUUUCAGGAUGAUGUCAGUGCCUGUGGGACAGAUUGUACACAAAAGGCAGUUUGUUCUGCUCUGAUGUGCCUCAAAGUGAAAUUCCAGUUUUUAGACAUGUUCCAAACAUUGCCACUAGAGGACAUCAUAUCAUAGAAUUUCCAGACAGAGAUUCUGAUGUGUUUGUGGAUGUCGAGUAUCCUCCACUUGUUACAUUUAAAACUGCUGAAGCUUUCAAAGAAGUGGACACCCAAGGCCUAAAUAGUCAAGUGUAAAUUAAAUUGGCCUGCUCAAAGUGACUUCUGCUUCCUCAGCGUAUCUGAUGGUGCACAGUGAUCAUUUAACAUCGUAUAUCCCGUGCCGAGCUGUCAGGUGCAGACCAAUGAUCGCAACAUGCUUGGUUUGCUGUUUUGAGGAUGUACAGUUUCUAUUGCAGUUUUUCAUUUAAGCUUUCUUGCUGGGGCGUUUCACUCAGAGGCCAAAUAAAAAGCAGGAAUUUUAUUCUAGAUUGCCUUUCAAUGGGAAAUGUUAGGUUUUUGUUUGGAGGGCUAUAUAUGAUGCAGGCUUUAAACUUUGCCAAUGAAAGUUAAGUUUACCAGAGUUACUACCUAGAUUUCAAGUGUGAGUAUUAUUUUAUCAUUUUGCAGGUGUGGAUACAUUUGCUCUUUACUAUGAAUUUCUAAAACUUAAGUGCGGUUUUUCGAUUGUGUCAUAUUUCAACGACACCCUUUAUUUUUGAUAUGUCACAUAGCAACUUCACUUCAACAUUCUAGUCAUCAGUAUUUUGGCUCUUGAGUUUCUGGCUUAGAACCCACACAUAAAUACACACUAUUUUUUAAAAAUAAAGGACCAUUUCACCACUUUUUUGACCUUUAGACUACUUUAAAUCAAGGUUUUAAACUCAAACUGGAGCGCUUAAAGUGAACAUUAUUUGAGGUGGUUUAGAUCCGAAACAAAGCUUUGAAAACAGCCGUAAUAGUUUUUGUGUUGUUUUUUCAGUUCUAAACAGAAUAACGUAUUAAAGGUGACAAGAUGAACUUUAAAGAUUCAGGCCUAAGUAGACAUAUCUAAGAAUCCUAGAUUUUGAACAUGAACUGAUAUGAAACAGCAAAAUAGCCUUUUAACUUGUUGCUGAAUCAGAAUCCCUUAUUUGUGACUGAUUUGCAGUCAAAUAUCCAUAAUUGUUUAAAAACACAAGUGUUUACCAAAGCUCCAUUCCUCCUUUACACAUUGCCUUAACAUGCAUCUUGAUAUUUUUUCCUUUUAUUGAAGAACUCUAUAUCUGCAAUGUAUGGAGAACUCUUUUGGAGUUUUAUUCUUCUUUUAAGGUGUGUGUUUGUAGAUUUAUGUGACAAUAACUUGGUUUGAAUACUUAUGUUUGUUUUGAUAGGUUUGUGUGUAACUUCAGCAUUUAUGAGAUUCAGUUAAGAUGAAACCUAAGUUGUCGAGAUGCGUGUUAAUGCAGUGAUUUAUGUGAUGAAGAUCUUUCUGUGUGAAUGCCAAAACCUCUUGCGUGAGCUUUUCUCCCUGACCUCAUUGGUCUAAAGAGAUUUCUGACGAUGGGCCAUUUAUUUAUUUUUUAUUUAAUUGAAGCCUGGACCUUUACAACACUCGUCCUGGGUUUAAAAGGUAACAGAGUAAAAAGAGUCUCUCGGUUUUCUGUGGUUGGAAAAUGAAACCAUGUACAGAAAUGGAGCAGUAUUCUUUCAUGUCUGUCAGUAUGCUUUACGCAGGUGUUAUCAAGCAUGUGCUUACAAUGAAAUCUAUGACACUUUAAUAUAAAUAUUUUACCUUAUUUUAUCCCCAUCAUUUUAAAUUUUGAAAAACUGCUUAAAUAUAAAUAUUAUUUGUAGGCAACUCAUAAAAAAUCUGAUGUUUUUUAUGAGACCAAACAUCCCACUUUCUAAUGAAUUUAGUCAAUUCCUUAGACUUUUACAGCUUUUUAUAAAGCCACAUUGAGGCCAAUGUUUGAUUUAUUUCUUUACACUUUCCAUACAUUGUUUUGGAGGCACAUCAAACUAUAUAUAAUUAUAUUAAGCUUUAAAUAAUUCAAACAUAUUUAAGUAUAAAGACAUUUAAAGUAAAUCUGUGAAUGUUGAUGAGUUAAAGUAGUUUUGGGUAGUUUAACGUUAAAUACACCAACAACACGUAGUGUACUCCUCUGUCCAGGAGUAUUCAGAAGCACAGGAAAACUUAAAUUAGAUCUAAACGAAUCAUUUAAAAUUCUUCUUUAAAAGGUCCACAAUAGUCAUGGUUUAGUUGAUAUUUUACAUAAAAUAGAUUAUUUUCAUUAAAGAUGCUGGACUAUAAAAGGUCAUGUAAAACCUAACUGAUUAUUUUAAUGUUAUUUAUCACAUAAUGCUAAAUAUACUAAGAGGCUUUCGAGAUUAAGAUAAUAAAAUGAACUCCCAACACUUGAACACUUAAUAGCAGCUUGUAAUAAAUCAAAACACCAGUCAACUUCCACCAGUUUAUGACUUAUUAGGAGAACAUUCCAGAUUAGCGUCACGAUCAGACUGAAACGUUUUUGAUUUGAGGAACGUAUUCUUUUCAUGGACAUAUUGAUCACUGUAAUGUUCCAGAUAUUAGCUGUCUUAGUCAGAUAAAUUGGUUCUUUUUAAAGCUCAGACCCAGUUAGAUAUGUCCUAUUAUUUGACAUGUCAUCAUUAAAUAUGGUUGUAAUAAUCUCCCACUAUAUAUCCAGAUACAGCUACUGUUACAUCUUUAAUGUGUAUAGUGUUUUUGUAUAUAAAGAGUCAUGAAAAAAGGUA
This is a messenger RNA of Girardinichthys multiradiatus, 5478 nucleotides long. RefSeq names its product phosphatase and actin regulator 2 (gene phactr2). Gene Ontology annotation, biological process: actin cytoskeleton organization. Gene Ontology annotation, molecular function: actin binding. The transcript is spliced from 13 exons. NCBI's taxonomy places the organism in Eukaryota, Metazoa, Chordata, Actinopteri, Cyprinodontiformes, Goodeidae. The record is from RefSeq and is a predicted model, not a curated record. Bases 207 to 2114 code for a protein of 635 amino acids.